Molecule: messenger RNA, 1668 nt
Organism: Brassica rapa (field mustard)
Lineage: Eukaryota; Viridiplantae; Streptophyta; Magnoliopsida; Brassicales; Brassicaceae
Product: probable receptor-like serine/threonine-protein kinase At4g34500
Biological process (GO): protein phosphorylation
Molecular function (GO): protein kinase activity; ATP binding
Source: RefSeq, a predicted model, not a curated record
CCGUUGCGGUCGUCUUGUCUAAAUCACUUUGCCAAACAGCUAUCUUCUUCUGCUCCCAACGUUUCUUUUAUUUCUUCUUACAGAAAGCAACUCGUUAACAAGUACCAUUCUCGCCAUGUCUGGUUCUAGCGACUCGGGUUCUCACAAGUUCUCGACUAAAUCCACCAUCUUCGGCCUAAACCUCUACUUAGUCGUCGCGAUAUGUUCUGUCUUCCUACUGCUGAUCUCGCUCUUGAUCUUCCUCUUCGUCUGCUUGAACCGAGUCUCACGCGCGCGGAGAAUGCGCGUGAAACACAGCUCCGGAUCCAUCCCUCUGGUCACCAAGGAGACAACGGAGAUCAAGACGGUCGGAAAGUAUCUGAACUGCGACGAGUCGAUGAGGAAAGUCGAAAACGAAUUCGUCGUGGUCGCCGAGGCGACGAGCAAGGAAGCGGGCGGCGGGUUCGAUGAUAUGUCGGUGGCUUCGAGCGGCGGCGACGUUGGUUCCGAGGUGAUGGGUUGGGGAAGAUGGUACGGUUUGAAGGAUCUGGAGAUUGCGACGCGUGGCUUCUCUGAUGAGAACGUGAUCGGAGAAGGAGGAUACGGUGUCGUUUAUAGAGCUGACUUCCCCGACGGUUCGGUCGCUGCAGUAAAGAAUCUACUUAACAAUAAAGGUCAGGCAGAGAAAGAGUUCAAAGUUGAGGUGGAAGCAAUUGGGAAAGUAAGACAUAAGAACUUGGUUGGUCUGAUGGGUUAUUGUGCCGACACUGCUCAAAGGAUGCUUGUGUAUGAAUAUAUUGAUAAUGGAAACUUGGAGCAGUGGCUGCAUGGUGAUGUAGGUCCAGUGAGUCCUCUCACAUGGGAUAUUCGGAUGAAGAUAGCCAUUGGAACAGCUAAAGGAUUAGCCUAUUUACAUGAAGGGCUUGAACCGAAGGUUGUGCACCGUGAUGUGAAGUCUAGUAACAUCUUGCUCGAUAAGAAAUGGAACCCGAAAGUGUCUGAUUUUGGUUUGGCCAAGUUAUUAGGAUCUGAAACGAGCUAUGUGACAACUCGUGUGAUGGGAACUUUUGGAUAUGUUUCACCGGAGUAUGCAAGUACGGGCAUGCUCAAUGAGUGUAGUGAUGUCUAUAGUUUCGGUGUUCUUCUCAUGGAGAUUAUAACAGGAAGGAGCCCGGUCGAUUAUUCAAGACCCCCUGGCGAGAUGAACUUGGUGGAUUGGUUCAAAGGAAUGGUUGCAAGCAGACGUGGGGAAGAAAUCAUAGACCCUAAAAUCAAGAAUCCACAACCUCAUCCAAGAGCUUUGAAAAGAGCGUUGCUUGUAUGUUUGCGUUGCAUAGACCUUGAUGCUAGCAAACGGCCAAAGAUGGGACAAAUCAUCCACAUGCUUGAGGCUGAUGAUUUCCCUUUCCGUCCUGAACACAGAUCAGUCCAGACAAACAAGAAUGCUCAUCAUCACGGUGUUUCAGGGAGACCACUUGAGAGUUGAUGCUAUUGGCUACACAACCAGAUUGAUAGAUAUGUCUCCACGUUUAUUCUAUAUUUGAGUAUUGCUUAGAUUGAUUCGAGUUGAAAGCAAAAGUGAAAUUAGAUACAUGAGAGUGGAGUUCAAAUUCUAAGGCUUGUUAUAUGUAAAUAUAUCAUAUAUGUAUUAUACAUGAUGAACACCAUAGAGCAUUUCUUAUCUUUUGC